This is a messenger RNA of Symbiodinium sp. CCMP2456, 1734 nucleotides long. The record is from the annotation of a GenBank genome assembly. Lineage: Eukaryota; Dinophyceae; Suessiales; Symbiodiniaceae.
AUGGCCGCAGCACCCACAGCGGAGGAGACGAGCUACGGCUUGUCUGAGCCGGAGAGUUUCAUCAGCUUCCUCGAAGAUGCCGGUAUCCGCCUGGUGCGCCUGGAGUACCUGAUCGAUCUCCGUGCGUCCGGGAGGCCUUUGCCGCGCCGGCAAGAGGCGGAACAGGAGACGACGACCUUGGGACUGCCAGCGCUCGUGGAGAGCGACGAGCUGCGAGCAAUAGAGAUUGAUCCCCAUACCGCCCACAUGUCCGUGAUGAUUCGGCACCCAGAGCCGAGACGGGUCAAAGUCCACUUCGUCUCUAUCAGCCACAUGUGGGAGAGCAUGCAACAUCCGGAUCCCUGGAGGUUCCAGCUGGAUGCCAUCGUGGAGGAGUUCCGUCCCCGACUGCUGGAUUCGGUCGUUUGGAUCUUCUACGAUUUUGUAUCCUUGCAUCAGUACACCAGAAACGAGGAUCAGGAGCGGCUCUUCCGGCGGGCGCUCCGCGACAUUUUUGUCAUGUACUCCCACGACGCCGUGGAAGUACAUCGGAUCGAGACGCUGACUCCGGAGAGCGUGCGAGAAAGGUGCGUGGCAGCCCACGGAUCCAAGAUCCUCGUUUUCUGGAAGGAAGAUCAGAAGAUGAUGGACGUGCCUAUCUCUAAGCUCAGGUGGAACGAGACGCCCUACGACCAACGUGGCUGGUGCCGGUCCGAAAAGGAGUGGUCCGCCUUGCGGACUUGGAUGAAGGGCGAAAAUCCGGUGCCGCUGCCCCCCGACAUGUUCUGGGCACGGAUGCAGCAGCUAAAAUUCACGCACAGGGAGAAGGUCUUCAAGCUCCAGGCGAAGGUCUUCCACCAGAAGGCCGCGUCCACCAGCAAGCUCCUCAUCGAAAACCUGGAUGGUGACAAGAUCGAGGUUCUGGCUGCAGCUUUGCCUUUCUACACCAAGCUGACGGAGCUCGUAGCCACGGGAACUUCGGAGAACACUUGGAAAGCGGCUUUGGCCGAAAUCACGUGCGAGAAUGUGCGGGACGAGGAUGCCAUUGCUUUGGCAGCCGAUUUGUCCACAGAGAAAUGCAGUCACUUGGAACGGCUGCACCUAAAGUGUAAGAGACUUGGCGAGAUGGGUAGAAAUGCCCUCCAGCAGAUGAUGGAGCACCGCAGGUCAAAACUGGAAAUCCGCUGCACCGCAGACCGCAGUAGCGGCCAGAGUAGCGGCUAUCUCGGCCAUGAGAUCGAGCCAGCAAUGGCUUCGGAAUCCCGUGCAACGAUGCGCAUUCUGGUUUUCAAGCGUAGACAACCACCGCAGCGGCGGGCAGUCAUGGUGCGGCCUGUGGAGGCCAUUGGCGACUGGAGCGAAGAUAUCCGCGAGGGUCAGGAGGCCAUGGCGCAGGAGGACUUUACAAUGUUCCUUUUCGAGCUUUGCACGCUUUGGUGCGGGCCCAACGUCUCGCUGUCCGUGUACCUUCUCUUCCUUAGCUCCGUCUUCAUCGCUGUUACGGACGCCCGCGGUGCUUACACCCUGGGUCUCCGAAAGUUGGAGGACGUUCAGAGACUGCCGCAGUCCUUCUUCGAACUCUUGUCCCUUCAAGGCUGGUCCAGCCGCCCAGCAGAGAAGUCCGAGGACCCGCUGGCCAGCUGGCUCCGCUGCAAUGUGGCGCAGGAAGUGCAGCAGGCCACCGUGGACCAGGUGCAGAAGCAGGUCUUCCAGCUGACCCACGAUGCAAGAUCGGUCUUCCUUUUCGGGAACGAG